UGCUGUAUACGUCGGUAUGUACUGUUCUCGAACGUACUGGUCUUUCGGGCUGUGACGCCACGAAAAUGUGGGUGUUGACCAAAGAAUUAAAGAGUUCUUGUGUUCUGAACGUUGCGGUCUACUGUAACUGGUAACUACAAAUGAUAAUACUAAUGAUCCCUGAUUUUAUGAAAACCGUCAGCCAUCCUAGAGGGACUGGAUACAUCAAUAUCAAUUUUGAAAGCUAUGGUGGAAAAGCACGGCCACAUGUGGGUCUGGCCAGCCCUUCUCGGGGCAGUCGUUUUCAUAGCGUUAAUAUAUUUUGUGCAUCAAGCCUAAAACUGCGAGUAUCAAAGGAAAAGGCGGUGGGGCAGGGGAUGCCAGCCCCAGGUGCCCGCAAGAACGGGCAAGGCAAAAGCAAAAAGAAGGCGGUGGGGAAGUGACCCCCACCGUCAACAGGCGCAGAAAUGUUCAGCAUAGGCCACCAUGGCGCUUUUAAAGGUAAACUGAAAAAAAAUUUCAAUGACCUCAACGGGAACAACACCACUUCUUCUUCUUCUUCAGUUAUAAACUCAUAAAUCCUUUAGGUCUUCCCUUACGUCAUUUCUCCAUCUAAUCUUAGGUCGGCCUCUCUUUGUUAUGGCAUGUGGCUGCCAGUCAUAUAUUCUUUUAACUGUUCGUCCAGCCUCCAUCCUUGAGAUGUGUCCAAGCCAACUUAUUCUUUGGGCUUUGAUGAAGUUAACUGUUCCUUCCUUUUAUUAGAUUAUCUAGUUCGCCAUCUGUUUUAACUCUCCAGGAGCCAUCACGGUUUCUUGAUGGCCCGAAGCUUUCUAUUAGAAUUUCCCUUUUUAAGACUAAAGUCUAUGUUUAAUGGUUCCUUUGAGUGUGCAGUUUUCGCAGGCAUAGUUUACUGUUGGUCGAAUUAACAUCUGGUAUAAUUUUAAUUCUGGCUGUUUUAGAAAUAAAUUUACCUUCAAGCAAUGUUAAAUGUGCAACAUAUGAUUCAUUUCCAAUCACUAAUCUCUCUUUAAUCUCUUGUUCGUUUGUGUUAUCUGAAUUAACUAUAUACCCCAAACAUUUAUAAUAAGAAACUUGUUCUAUAUUUACGUCACUGCAUCUGAGAUCUUCGAUUAUUUUAAUUUUUUUUAAUUGUUAGUGGGGUGGGACUAUGUCCCUUGUACUGCAGCCAC
Messenger RNA from Cryptotermes secundus, 1169 nucleotides. RefSeq lists its product as uncharacterized. The transcript is spliced from 4 exons. Lineage: Eukaryota; Metazoa; Arthropoda; Insecta; Blattodea; Kalotermitidae. The record is from RefSeq and is a predicted model, not a curated record. Bases 141 to 422 code for a protein of 93 amino acids.